CUGCUGUGAUAGUGUUUGGAGCUUCAACCUGGAGCUGUUUAUAGGAAUUUGGAAAGAUUUAUAUUCUAUUUCAUAUACACUCACGCGGCUGUUGAGCUGAGCGGACUGAGUCGCUGUGAAUGUAAUCGAUCUUGUUGUCAUUCAGGACCAUAUGCUGCGAAAAAAACAAGGGGAAGGGAAGAAGGAAACGGCAGUGAAGGAGGCUGGCUGCACCGAGCACGACCUGGUAGUGACUACAGAGGGAUAUACACACUACACGGGACUGUUAAACACAGAACUGAGGAUAAUCUGCGGCUAAGGAUAGCCUUGACAAUCUGCCGUGGUCGAGGAGAGGAUAAGUUAGUGGGCUGGGUGUGAAGAUAAGCGGAGUCACUGUCACUUUAAACAAAAACAUCACGAAUCCAGACUCCAGCCGCAUUCCAGUGUUUUAAGGAUGAACCACUUAUCCUUCAGUGAGCUAUGCUGCCUCUUCUGCUGUCCACCAUGCCCCAGCAAGAUUGCCUCAAAGCUGGCCUUCCUGCCCCCAGAGCCGACCUACAGCCUCAUGUGCGAUGAGAGCGGCAGCAGAUGGACCCUGCACCUCUCCGAACGUGCCGACUGGCAGUACUCAGCCCGGGAAAAGGACGCCAUUGAGUGUUUCAUGACCCGAACCUCAAGAGGGAACCGCAUUGCCUGCAUGUUUGUCCGCUGUUCACCCAGUGCCCGCUACACUCUAUUAUUUUCUCAUGGGAACGCAGUGGACUUGGGCCAGAUGAGCAGCUUCUACAUUGGCCUGGGUUCACGAAUCAACUGCAACGUCUUCUCUUAUGACUACUCGGGUUAUGGGGCCAGUUCUGGGAAACCUUCAGAGAAGAACCUGUAUGCAGAUGUAGAUGCAGCCUGGCAGGCACUCCGGUCACGAUAUGGUAUCCGUCCAGAGAAUGUGAUCGUGUAUGGUCAGAGCAUCGGCACAGUGCCCUCUGUGGAUCUAGCUUCACGCUAUGAGAGUGCUGCAGUCAUCCUCCACUCCCCACUCACCUCUGGCAUGAGAGUGGCCUUCCCUGACACCAAGAAGACCUACUGCUUUGAUGCCUUUCCAAACAUUGACAAGAUUUCCAAAGUGACAUCACCAGUCCUGGUGAUCCACGGCACGGAGGACGAGGUUAUUGACUUCUCCCACGGUCUGGCACUGUAUGAACGCUGCCAGCGUCCCGUGGAGCCGCUCUGGGUGGAAGGAGCUGGACACAAUGACGUGGAGCUCUACGGACAGUACCUGGAAAGACUCAAACAGUUUGUUGCAAACGAGCUGGUCAACUUGUAGAAGUGCUGGAAUUAAAGAUGGAGGAAUAGGAGAAGGCAAGGUUUUUCAAGAGAAGCUCAAUGAUGGACUUGGAUGAAGCUUUUUAUUUUAUGUUUGUUUUGGUUGGUUUUUUUUGUUUCUUUCUUUUGUCCAGAAAUAAUGGAAGGAGAGUUGGUGUUUGAGUAAUACUGACUUCUCCUUAUGGAAAACCUCUCGUCUGUGGCACACCAGUUGGCCAAGGACCUGUUUGUGCCAUCUACUCCACAUCCUACAGCUGUGAAUCUAGAAGUAUCCAUUAUUUUGCUUUCACUAAUAAAUUUUCACAUGUUGAACAUUGCACAUUGUUGGUUUUGGUGAAAGAGGAAGUGGACAUGUGCACGGACAAUGUUCUUUGUGUACAUUCAGCAAAGAAUGUGUGUGAUUGAAUUUUUUUUUUUUCUUUUUCUUCCUGCCUUGUGAGAAGGACACUGUCCACACUUAUAAAUGAGACCUCUAAUUAACUCUCAACCCCUUUAAGUUCCCGGGAAAUGGCCUUUAUGCAGACAAGUUGCUUUAAACCAACUGAACUCUGCCUGACUCCGAGGUCAGCUUGGUCUUAAACACUGCAUUCACCGUCAUGCAAUUUUAUUUCUUUCUUGGUGUACUGCUAUUUGUACACUUUUUUUUUUUCUCUUCCUUUUACCUUAAUUAUAUUUACUCAUAUCAUUUGCCACUGAAAAGCUGUACAGUACAAACUGACACAUUAUCCAGCUGUGCCAGUGUUGCCAAAUGUUUAAUAUGUAUUGCAGAGACUUAUUCACACAAACAAGUGUACUUUUACAAAUGACAUCUAGAAACAUCUCCCUGUUGUUUCAUCUUCACUUCUUUUAGUUAAGUGGUACAGUGUGAUGUUUAAUCCUACAGAAAUGUGACAAGGUCGGUGAGCAGCUAGCUAAAGGUCUGAUGCUUUACAUCAGAUUAGUUUGCAUUUGCUGUCUCAGGCUUGAUGAGUUGCUGCUGUGGGAUCAGUAUCAGUUGAUUAUAACUGUGUUUUCAGAACAUUUUGGGCACGUUCGUGAGGAAAAAAUAUCUAAACCUGUUUAGGAAAAGGCAAUUAUUCACCUAGAUGUAUUAACAAUUAUGAAGCCAAGUUUGGAUAAUGUUGUUUCCGCCUAGCGGUCUGAAUAUAUAUCAUCUAAAUAAUGUGUGUAAUAGUUAAGACAGAUCUCCCUUAUUUACGUGGAUCAGAGAUUUCUAAAUUGUUCUUUUUAUAUUAUGAAAAAUAACUACUGUUUCAUGGGCUGCCUGUCUGAUGAAAAUGUAAACCACUAAUGUCAGUGACUUUGAGCUUGCAAAGGUUACAUUUCUUCUUCUUCUUGUUUCCUCAAAUCCUUUUUUCUGCAGUAUGGUUGUCAAACUGAACAUCUGAAUAGACUACAAGUGCUUGAUUCACGGUGUGUACUGGAGCAAUGGACUGUCAUAUGUCUGGCUCAGCAUAAAAGCCAUCAGUCGAGGAGAUAAUGUUUUGCUUUUUUUAAAAAAAAAACCUUAUCUAGCCAUCUGCAUGACAUUUCUGAAUCCAUUUUUGUAUGUUGUCUUGCCCUUUCAGUGCUAAGGGAGAGGGAGGAGGGAAAAAAAGCAUUUGCUACUGUGAGUCCCCAUAAAAGAAAAGGGCAAAGUGCUGCUGCAUGCUUGUGUCCAUAAAAGGAAGAAAGUUUCAUGACAAUUAACAGACAAGCCGUUGGGUGCUACUGUAAACCUUCAGGUCUUAUUAAUUAUUGGAUGGAGAAGAAGGUAUUUCUUCCUGUUUUUUUGAUUGACCAAGAUCCAGAUCAACUGGUCUGGAUAAACGCCAUAUGUCAGAGACUGUUUAACACUUUGCUUAAGACAUUUUUUUUUUUUAAAUGAGUGCUUGUUUAAAAUUUUUUUGUAAAUAUUUUUUUUACAUGCACUGUAAAAAAAUAUUUCCCCCCCCCCCCCCCCCACAGACUUUUGUUACAUAUUGGCUGUAUGUCAUCUUUCUUUUGUAAUCCUUGAUAUACUACUAGACCAGGUCAUAUUGCAAGUAACUUUUUGUACUGGCCACUUUAACAUUUGUCAUCUCUGGUUUAAGUUUUAUAUACCAUAGUUCAUUACAAAGGAACGAAGGAACGUGUAUGUUAUAGCAUUGAUAUAGUAAUUCUAACAUGGAUAGAAAAAAAUAAAGUAUUUGAGAAAUUUU
This is a messenger RNA of Cololabis saira (Pacific saury), 3479 nucleotides long. RefSeq names its product abhydrolase domain containing 17B, depalmitoylase (gene abhd17b). Gene Ontology annotation, cellular component: endosome membrane; plasma membrane. The record is from RefSeq and is a predicted model, not a curated record. Bases 434 to 1300 code for a protein of 288 amino acids. NCBI's taxonomy places the organism in Eukaryota, Metazoa, Chordata, Actinopteri, Beloniformes, Belonidae. Gene Ontology annotation, biological process: protein depalmitoylation. Gene Ontology annotation, molecular function: palmitoyl-(protein) hydrolase activity. The transcript has 4 exons.